Messenger RNA from Aspergillus aculeatinus CBS 121060, 792 nucleotides. Its product is annotated as MAPEG family protein. Gene Ontology annotation, cellular component: endoplasmic reticulum; membrane; nuclear envelope. Bases 255 to 704 code for a protein of 149 amino acids. NCBI's taxonomy places the organism in Eukaryota, Fungi, Ascomycota, Eurotiomycetes, Eurotiales, Aspergillaceae. The transcript is spliced from 3 exons. Gene Ontology annotation, molecular function: glutathione peroxidase activity; glutathione transferase activity. The record is from RefSeq and is a predicted model, not a curated record.
GAAGCAUCGUUACUGCUUACCGAUCAGCAGGCAGCAAAAACGCGUAAGAAAUGGGGGAGGAAUUCCAGCACGGAACCCCGGCUGUGCGAGGGUCCGCAGGGAAAGCUUAAGAUCCGUAUCCGGCCGGAUCCAUACAAAACCACCGGAAAUCUGGCUUCAUCAGCCACACGAGCAAUAUCACUAAACAAUUUCACCAUCUCCAACCAACCGAUUUGCACUCCACCAAAUCAAAUCCACUUCUAUACUUCCCCAUCAUGUUCACCUUGACUGUUCCUGAGGGCUACGGCGCCGUCAUCGCCGUCGCGCUGGGCGCCAUCCCCGUCCUGGGGUUCGUCCACGGCAUCGUCACGGGCAGCACCAGAAAGAAGGCCCAAAUCCCCUACCCCCACACCUACGCGACCGUCGAACAAUGCAAGGCUGAUCCCAAAGCCGAGCAAUUCAACUGCGCCCAGCGCGCGCACGCCAAUUUCUUGGAGAACUCCUCCCAGACUAUGCUCUUCACGCUGGUGGCCGGGCUGAAAUACCCGCAGCUGGCGGCGGGCUUGGGCGCGGCGUGGGUGGUCUUGCGGGCGCUGUUCUUGCACGGAUACGUGUACUCGGGCAAGUCGGAGGGUAAGGGCCGGUACAGAGGGGGUCUGUUCUGGUUGGUGCAGGGGGCGUUGUGGUGGUUGACGGUCUUUGGCGUGGCGAAGGAGUUGUUCUAGGGGUGCACGGGUGAGGUUGGUGAGAGUGUGGGGAUGGGGAUGGGCUGCUGGUCCUGUGUAGUCUAAGGUCGUUAAUGUUCGUAAGGGA